Molecule: messenger RNA, 1096 nt
Organism: Magnolia sinica
Lineage: Eukaryota; Viridiplantae; Streptophyta; Magnoliopsida; Magnoliales; Magnoliaceae
Product: polyadenylate-binding protein 2
Exons: 6
Coding region: 175-846 (223 amino acids)
Molecular function (GO): RNA binding
Source: RefSeq, a predicted model, not a curated record
UUCGACUCUUCCACUCUCCAGGGCGGGUGCUUUUAGAUGAACGAUCCAGAUCAUCGAUUGUCAUCGAGAAUCAGGGCAAGGGACGAACUUAGCAAAGCUCCCUUAUAAAUUCCCCGAGGGCGAAUCACUCCGCUAGCUUCGCGUAUCUGAGUCCAGAGAGAGAGAGAGAGACAGAUGGAUGAAGAGGAGCAUGAAGUUUAUGGUGGAGAUAUUCCAGACGUGGGAGAGAUGGAGGCAGAGAUGGACGCCAACCAUGCCGACGUCGAUAUGUCCAGGACCGACGAAGACGCUGUCAAGUUGCAGGAGCUCGACGAGAUGAAGAAGCGGCUGAAGGAGAUGGAAGAAGAAGCUGCUGCUCUCCGCGAAAUGCAGGCGAAAGUUGAGAAGGAAAUGGGAUCCGUACAAGAUCCUAAUAGUGCAGCUGCAACACAGGCAAGUAGGGAGGAGGCAGAUUCUCGAUCGGUGUUUGUUGGUAAUGUCGAUUAUGCGUGCACACCUGAAGAAGUGCAGCAGCAUUUCCAAUCUUGUGGAACUGUGAACCGAGUUACGAUUCUGACAGACAAGUUUGGCCAGCCCAAAGGUUUUGCUUAUGUGGAGUUUCUGGAAGUAGAGGCCGUUCAGGAGGCUCUCCUUCUAAAUGAAUCUGAACUACAUGGCCGUCAGUUAAAGGUCUUGGCUAAAAGAACUAAUGUUCCGGGGAUGAAGCAGCACAGAGGAAGGGGCUUCAAUCCAUACAUGGGUUAUAGGUUCAGAAGGCCAUAUGUACCACCAUAUUUCUACUCCCCUUACGGAUAUGGGAAAGUUCCCCGAUUCAGGAGGCCUAUGCGCUACAGGCCCUACUACUGAAAGGCCACUUCGCAUUGAAAAAGUGUGAUAAUCAUAGAAGCAUAUAUUAUCAUGGGGACCUUUCUGCCGGUUUUUACUUGUGCGUGUUAUAUUCUCGUCACAGUGCAACAUAUGCGAUCAUUUCCUUUUUUUUUUUUUUUUUUUUUGUCGGAUGCUGGAAAAGUGUAUCGCAUUGGAGUUGCAAUGUUUCGGACAGUAUUUAGUGGAAUCUUGCAAAUUUGACUUAUGAUUAGUUGAUGCAGUCAGUUCA